AUGAACAGAACUUCCUCGACCGCAACACAGAAGAUGACGGAAUCUACCAGCCCAAGUCAACCGAGCGCUCAAGAAUCAGCUUCGAACCCUUCUAUUGCGCCAGAAACAGCACCCAAGUUAAUCUCCAAGGUACCUGGGACAAAGUCCGACGACAUCGAGACCAACGCGCUUUUCAGCGAUUACCUUGGGCUAUCGAUUGCACCAUUCAAUCAACCAAACCACGAAGGCACCAAGGGACUUUAUCUGCGCAGAAGGGAUACUGGAGUCAUACUACUCUUGACAUGCCGGCGUGUUGUAUUUGGGGACGGGGUGCCCAACAACGAGUACCGACACGACGGUACCAAGGAAAGCUGGGCCAUCAUCCAGCCUGGCAACGACACGCUCUGCGAACACAAGAGCAGUUUAGAGUUCAGCAUUAAAUGCGAUAUUGACUGGAUGGCGAGGCUGGAGAAAAAGUCUAAUAUGCCGGAGCAAACCGUGAAUGUCGAAGCCGAACUACAGCGUCUCAAGCCCGGGAUAGCGCUCGAUGAACAGAAGCUGCGUAAGCUUCAAGAGUGGGAUGAUCCCGCGUCGUGCAUCAUCGGACACGUUGUUUUUUCACCUCCGUACGGCGUCGGUACAACGAAAAUGGGCGCCCGGCAUCUUCGGGACUGGGCAUUGAUCGAGCUGCACCAGGACAAACACGAGACUUGGCUGACAUCUCUAAGAAACAAGAUCUUUACCGGAGAGAAAGGUUUUCAUGCCUGUGUCCAUGCAAUGCCACGAUCUGUUAUCGGAGUCCAGGGGUCAUUGCUCUCCUUCGACCUGCUAAACCACGCCGCCGAAGUCCAAGAUACAAUGCCAGAAGAGGAAUUGAGAGACCCCAGGUCCGCCACACUCCCGUGGGAUUCGGCUAUCGUGGUCAUGAAGCACGGCGCGACCACUGGCUUGACAAUUGGAUCGGUCGCUGGGGCAGUGUCCGUUGUGCGCCGAACCCACGGAAAUGUCACAUUGGGGUACGAAGAGUGGUGCGCCCUAAGAGAAAAGGAGCGCAUGGGCGAAGGCAGACGAAAGAGGUUCUCGGCCGCUGGUGACUCUGGGUCUUGCGUAUUCGAUUCGUUUGGCCGUGUUGUCGGAAUCUCGAGUGGUGGAGGACGAGAGGUGCCCGAGAGUGAUGGGGUUAUUUCACGCCAAUGGAAUGGGUGCUAG
Messenger RNA from Fusarium falciforme, 1188 nucleotides. RefSeq lists its product as hypothetical. The coding region runs from base 1 to 1188 and encodes 395 amino acids. Lineage: Eukaryota; Fungi; Ascomycota; Sordariomycetes; Hypocreales; Nectriaceae. The transcript has a single exon. The record is from RefSeq and is a predicted model, not a curated record.